AUGGAGGAAAAGUUUGAUUACAUUGUUGUUGGUGGCGGCAUGGCAGGUUUGGCGGUGGCUUCCCGUUUGUCCGAAAAGCCUGAAUUGACGGUCCUGGUGCUUGAAGCCGGAGAAACUGGCAUCAACAAUCCCGCCAUCAGCGUCCCGGGUUUGAUGGUCACGAACUUGGGAUCGGAUAUCGAUUGGAACUUCUGCACGGUUCCGCAGGAGGGUGCUAAUCAACGAAAGAUGUCUUACCCUCGUGGAAAAGUCUUGGGUGGCUCGUCGGCCAUAAAUUUCAUGAUGAGUAGUAGGGCUGAAGCGGAGGACUACGAUGCCAUCAAACGUCUAGGGAAUCCAGGAUGGGGAUGGACGGAGAUCGAGAGGGCUUCGAAGAAGAGUGAAAAAUUGAUCAUCCCCCCCACGAACUCCCCUUAUAUUUUCAAUCCCGAAAGCCAUGGGAGGGAUGGUCCCGUUGUCAACUCGUUUCCGAAAUACAUCCCACCCCAGUUUACUUCCUAUUUUACUGCCUGCGCUGCGGCUGGCCACGUGAUUCAAAAAAAGGACCCUUUUGCUGGCAAACUGGAGGGAGCUUACAUUUACCCUUCAGCGAUUGACGACCACGGCUCACGCGUGACGAGCGCGACUGCAUACUAUUUCCCAAAUCAAUCCCGCACCAAUCUGGUUGUACGAACAAAUUGCGAGGUGAACAAACUUAUCCUCAAGAAUAAUGGUGACAAUUCGGAAUUACAAGUUCUUGGAGUCGAGUAUUCUAGUUGUGGGACGCCUUUCCGGGUUCUCGUCACGAAGGAAGUGAUCAUGAGUGCUGGUUCUAUUGGCACUCCUGCGAUACUCGAGAGGAGUGGAAUAGGAAACGAGCAAAUUUUAAAAUCCUUAAACAUACCAGUGACACUGAACUUGAAGGGUGUUGGUUUUAAUCUUUCGGAUCAUGUGUUUGUGAUUGCCAAUUACAGGCUCAAACCUGGCCAUAGAACUUUAGAGGAUCUCACCAAAGACCCGGGAUAUGCUGCCGAGCAAAAGCUAAUAUAUGAGCAAUCUGGAGGUGGUUUAUUCAGUCAUCCCACUUCUAUUUUCAACUUCCAAUCCUUGAGAUCAAUCGUCAGUGAAGAUGAGAUGAACGAGGGAUUGAAGCUUCUUAAGAACUGUCCAAGCUAUCUGUCUCCCAAGCAAUUUGAAGCGGUGGUUGAUCGAAUCAUGAACGGAGUGGCACUGGAAUUCAGCCUGGUCAACACUUUCUUUGAACCGGAGCUUCCCUCCGACCGUGACACUUCAUACCUCACUGCGAACGUCAUAUUACAAUACCCUUUAUCACGCGGCUCAUCUCACAUCCAAAGCCAGGAUCCCGGAGCGGCACCCUUAAUAGAUCCAAAAUUCUUGAUGCACCCAUUCGACGCUUGGCUAUUAGCCCAAGGUGCAAAAGAGAUUAGAAAAAUAAUGGCACAAGACGCACAUCAGGAUAUUAUUUUGGACGAACACUAUCCUGGACCAUCUGUCCAAACUAACGAGCAGUGGGAGGAGAGUGUCCGGAGGAGGGCACUGACUUCGUAUCAUCCAUGCGGAACUUGCUCAAUGCUUCCCCAGAGUGAAUCUGGGGUCGUGGACCCCCAGCUCAGGGUGUAUGGCACCCAAAAUUUGAGAGUCGUAGAUGCCAGUAUCUUGCCAGUCCAGCUUACUAGCCAUCCAGCAAUGACAGUUUAUGCGAUUGCAGAAAAGGCAGCUGAAAUGAUCCUGAAUCAGAGCAAUUAA
Messenger RNA from Puccinia triticina, 1746 nucleotides. RefSeq lists its product as uncharacterized. The transcript has 12 exons. The record is from RefSeq and is a predicted model, not a curated record. Lineage: Eukaryota; Fungi; Basidiomycota; Pucciniomycetes; Pucciniales; Pucciniaceae. The coding region runs from base 1 to 1746 and encodes 581 amino acids. Gene Ontology annotation, molecular function: oxidoreductase activity, acting on CH-OH group of donors; flavin adenine dinucleotide binding.